Molecule: messenger RNA, 750 nt
Organism: Medioppia subpectinata
Lineage: Eukaryota; Metazoa; Arthropoda; Arachnida; Sarcoptiformes; Oppiidae
Source: the annotation of a GenBank genome assembly
CACUACGUGUGCGUUGAGCCCAACUGUCUUCAGCCGAACGGCGUGUUUGACAAUCAGCUUAACUUUUACCGACAUCUGAUCAAAGACCACCGCAAACUGCCGGACAUUGUCUGCGAAUACUGCGGCAAAGUGUUCAAGAAGGCAAAGCUGUACACACUUCACAAGCGGAUCCACACCAACACAAAGCCCUACGCGUGUCAUAUGCCGGGCUGCGAGUACAGGGGCCGCACGAAACCGCAACUCAAUUAUCACAUGGCUGUCCACACGGAGGACCGACCGUUUCUGUGCGCACACGACGGCUGCGCCAAGACUUUCAAGAGCCGCGAGAAACUGCGCGAACACUCCGAGACACACGACCCGCACUUCCGGAUCAAGUGCUCGGCCGACGGGUGCGACGAGUGGUUCAAGAGUCGCUACUGGCGUACUAUUCAUGUCAAACUCGUUCAUAAGGGUCUGCCGCCGGAGCUCUGCAAGAAAGUGGCCAAAAAGUUUGUGUGCGAUUGGCCGGGAUGUGAGUUCCGCGGCGCCCUCCAAAACCUGGCCAUUCACAAGAGUGUCCACACGGGUGAGCGGCCGUUCGCCUGCGAUUGGCCCAACUGUGGCAAACGGUUCCGUUUGAAACAGUAUCUUAACGACCAUAAGAAUAUCCACAUCAACCAGAAGCCAUUGGUGUGUCACUGGCCGGGAUGUGCCUAUCGGUGCAACGAUUCCGGCAAUCUUCGCAAACACAUCCGCACUACUCAUAAAUAA